Messenger RNA from Triticum turgidum subsp. durum (durum wheat), 1056 nucleotides. The record is from the annotation of a GenBank genome assembly. Lineage: Eukaryota; Viridiplantae; Streptophyta; Magnoliopsida; Poales; Poaceae.
AUGGACCCGGGCCCCUCGUCUGCCAGCGCUGACCCGUCCCCGCCAGAGGAGGAGGAAGAGGAGGAGGAGGAGGAGCGCGACAGCAGCACCGGCAGCACGUGGGUGGUCGUGCCGGGGAGCGAGGUGCUGGGUGCCGACGCGCCCAAGGUCGUCGGCUGGGAGGAGCUUCAGCAGGAGCUCGCGCGCCUCUGGAGCCUGUCCGCCGCGCUCGCCGCCGCCAGGGACCGCAAGGCCGGCCUCGCCGCGCGCCUCGAGUCCGCGCUCGAGGCAAGAAAGGCAGUUCUUCAGCAGGAUAAUGAGUUGGCUGAGAUGAGGCAGAGAUUGCAAUCUCAUGCUGAUUUUAUGGGGGAAUUGAGGAUGCAAACGAAGGAAGUGUCUGCAAAUGUUGAGGAUCGAAGGGAGCAGCUUUGCGUCAAGAUCAGGACGCUGACAGUAGCAGACAAAACUGUUGGCGCAGCACAAAGUAAAUUACAGGAACCUUGUAAAUUGCUGUCUGGGGAACGUGGCCAUGGUCGUCUUAAAGGUCUGGAACGAAUGUUACGGAUGAGACAACAAUACAUGAUAGGACAAGUUGCUCAGAUAUAUCCCGUGAGGCCCUUGAAUGAGCAAUCUCCAAUUGUAAAGCCUGGAUUAAACUCUAGUAUCACUAGAACAGGAGUUGGUGAAGCACUGUUGCCCAAUGGUUCCCAAAACGGACAGGCACCUUUGGCCAUUUUGGGACUACAGUUAUCAAAGCUUUCUAUAAAAAAGACCAGCUACUUCAGUGACAAGACAGAGAUUCAAAAGUCUGCUACUCUUCUUGGAUAUGUUGCACAUGCGGUCUCCCUUAUUGCAUCAUAUCUUGAUGUUCCUCUUCGAUAUCCACUACGGUUGGGAGGUUCACAUUCGUAUAUUGUUGAUCAUGCCCCUUCAGUUGACCCAUCUAUAGCCCCAGGAGUAAGUUCUUCUACCCCUUCGAGCACAAGCAUGAGGACAAUGGAAUUCCCUCUGUUUUUUGAAGGACAAGAAACGACAAGAUCAGCAUAUGCUGUAUUCUUGUUAAACAAGCAACCUUAA